This is a messenger RNA of Aedes albopictus (Asian tiger mosquito), 565 nucleotides long. Its product is annotated as acylphosphatase-2. Gene Ontology annotation, molecular function: acylphosphatase activity. The transcript has 2 exons. The record is from RefSeq and is a predicted model, not a curated record. Lineage: Eukaryota; Metazoa; Arthropoda; Insecta; Diptera; Culicidae. The coding region runs from base 342 to 542 and encodes 66 amino acids.
AAGACAACAAAUCCUGAUUACAGCACCGGGCCAGCAACCAGUCGCAUUUUGGCAGCCGUUAGCGUCGUUUGCAAGAAAAGAAAUACAGAGUGUUCGGUGCUCUUCCUAUCCAACCCAUCAUCAUCGAUCUGUGAUCAGUGAAAGUGCAAAAGUAAAGAUAUUUUUAGUCGUUUGAACGACACUCUGUGAACACGAUAAGCACUAUCCGUAUCUCGGCGGGCAGCCAUUCGCGAAGCCAGUGCAUCAAGUGAACUGUUUCUAGAACAUUCAAGCGGUUGAGCUUGAGGAUUUCAAGUGCAAACAGAACCUCUCGUGAGCAACAGAUCAACCACAGAAAAAGAAUGGGUGUCCAGGACGUCCAGGAUCACGUACCCGUGCAGUGCGAUUUCGAAAUUUUCGGCCAGGUGCAAGGAUGUGGAUUCACAAAACACUGCAGAGACAACUGCAUAGCGCUCGGCAUCAAGGGGUGGGUGAAAAACUCCAAACAGGGUACCAUCAUGGGCAAAAUGCAGGGAGCCAAGGCCGAUGUCAACAAAAUGUAAGUACUUACGAAUACCUACACCGU